Molecule: messenger RNA, 1195 nt
Organism: Moneuplotes crassus
Lineage: Eukaryota; Ciliophora; Spirotrichea; Euplotida; Euplotidae
Source: the annotation of a GenBank genome assembly
AUGCACAGGAAAUUUGAUAUAGCUUGUUCAAAAUCAGAGCCAAAACUGGACAAUCAUAUCCCUAACAGCUUAGUAUUCAGCAAAGUUGAAAUUCAAUCUUCUCAGAGCCAGGAACCAAGAGCUUACACUAGUCGUUCCAAGCGAUCCUUUUCUAAAGGUGCCAUGUUGAUUGGGCUUCUCAUGUCAGCAUUAAGUGUGAUUUCUCUAACUUUGGCUGAUUUUCAAGUGAAAAUAUUAUCAAAUUCAAGCCCUUAUUUAUCAAAUGCUGAUAUUGUUUUUCCAAUGGGAAUCUCUUUGAUAUUUUUCGGGCUAACCAUCGGCUUUUUAUCUGGAAAAUUGUUAGAAUUCACAACUUAUCCAAUACUAGUUUUAGUAAUAAUCCUAAUCCGGGGGUUAUGAGGCCUUAUAAACUACAUCUUGUUCCUGUAUGUCCUCGAUCAUCUCCCACUAUCAAAAGCAGUGUUUAUGUUCAGUCAGAAUCCAAUCCCAUGAGCUAUUCUAGCAUCUAUAUUCCUGAAGGAGAAGCUAACGAAGAUGCACAUUUUGUGCCUGGUAGGAGCAGGCUUUGGAAUCUACCUCCUCUCAUUGAAUAAAGAGGACAGGCAAGCUGAAGGAAGUGUCUCAGGCUACUUGGUCUGACUGGUUGCUGUCUGGAUCGGAGGCGCUGAAUUUGUGAUGACAAGAUACCUGAAUUUGAAAGGAGCUGGGCCUGAAUGGAUAUGUAUCACUUGAGGAAUUGGCUUUGUGGCAUCGGCUUUAGUUGCUGAAGAGUUGGGAUUUGAAAAAUAUACUGAGUUUGACUGGUUUAUGGUGGAGAGUCAUGGAUUUCUUGCAGGGUUUUAUAUUUUGGGAAGUAUUUUGGCUACCAAGUAUAUUGGGGCUUCUUUUGUAGCCCCAGUUAUCAAUUUCGAAAAUAUAUUUACAAUUUGAUUAGAUAUUUUCUUUUUCAAAUAUCAUUUUGUAUACACAGAUAUUUUAGGAAUGGUUAUACUAGCCCUAUGUAUUGCAGUUCCUGUCUAUAUUAAUCUAAACACAAAUGACGAUGCACUAGAACCACUCCUCUGAACAUCACAGAAUAAAUAAAUCCAAGCAUCACACUUGAGCAUCCUAAAAACCAUAAAAAUCAUGAAAUCCUUCAAUUUGAAAGCACCCUACAAACUUCUCAAUCUCUCCAACCCUUUCAUAACAUCUAUGA